Molecule: messenger RNA, 408 nt
Organism: Parnassius mnemosyne (clouded apollo)
Lineage: Eukaryota; Metazoa; Arthropoda; Insecta; Lepidoptera; Papilionidae
Source: the annotation of a GenBank genome assembly
AUGAAGACGUCAUUAGCUUUAAUAGUAUGCAUUUGUUUGACAUACACUUGGGCUAUGCCUACACCGGAAGGGAAUGAAGAAGGGAAGUCAGUCGUUGUUGCGGAAGCUCUAGAACCACAAGAGACAAGAGGAUUCGGAAAAAGAUGGGGUAACUCUGGUUGGGGAGGACGAGGCUAUGGCGGUGGUUUUGGCGGUGGACACGGCGGUGGAUACGGCGGUGGACACGGCGGCGGAUACGGCGGUGGACACGGCGGCGGAUACGGAGGUGGACACGGUGGCGGAUACGGUGGCGGACACGGCGGCGGAUACGGCGGCGGAUACGGCGGUGGAUACGGCGGCGGAUUUGGCGGCGGAUUCGGCGGCGGAUAUGGCGGCGGAUACGGUGGCGGAUACGGCCAUGGUAGAUAA